CAAUCGAUAUGAAUAGUCACGUUUAAAGAUACAGUUGAAGUUGGGAUUUAAUUGAACAACUUUUGUAGUGACGACGCUUCUACCAGUAAGGAUAUUUCAAAGAAAGAUUUAAAUGAGAAGCCUCUAUCUAAAAGGGAGUUGAAAAAGAAGAAAGCUACCCUGGCAAAACUCGAAAAGAAGAAGGACAAAGAAAUUCGUGCCAUAAAUAUGGCAUAUAUCUAUCUAAAGAAGUGGAAACAUUGUAAAAACGAAUGGAAAUUCGAGAAGCUCAGGCAGAUCUGGUUGAUAGACAAUUUACUGAGCAGCUAUAGCAUUAGUGACGAAAUUUUCCCUAUCGUUCUGGAAUACUUUGAAAAGUGCAGAGGCUCGGCGCGCGAAACGUUAAUAGAAAAGGCAAUGGAACUUAUGAAAAAAGCUGAGGCGGAGGAGGACGAGAAAGACAAGAAAGAGCUUAUGAAGACAACUCCUUAUAAAAGAGCGCGACAAGUUUUACAGACUUUAUCACCUAGCGAGGAAAUUUGAACCUCGAAAAAUUUCAUGAGAAAUAAUCGCGAAAAGAGCAGCAUCAAUAUGUUGGAUCCGAGAGAUGGUAUACGAAAAAUUUCGGCAGCUUGUGCGAGGAAGUUUCACACAUUUUUUGUCGAACCGACAUUUUAGUUCAAUUGUAUCACGAUGACUGCGGCAAUUAAUUGAUUUGACGCUUCACAUACGACAUUAUGUGUAACAUUAGUCAUUUUAUCUCAUAAUUUCAAUUCAUCAUAAAUAAAAAUGUUUAUAUUUUUAA
Molecule: messenger RNA, 784 nt
Organism: Temnothorax curvispinosus
Lineage: Eukaryota; Metazoa; Arthropoda; Insecta; Hymenoptera; Formicidae
Exons: 2
Coding region: 208-522 (104 amino acids)
Source: RefSeq, a predicted model, not a curated record